UUUUCUCGUCCGAUUAUUCAUUUCUUGAUUAAAAUAGGAUAAGAUGCUGGUACUGUUCGAAACUCCUGGAGGAUAUGCUUUAUUUAAGGUCCUGGAUGAGGGAAAGAUUGAAGACGCUGCUUCUGUGUUUCAACAAUUCGAAACUCCUGAGAAGGCCAAUUCUGUAUUGAAACUGGUAAACUUCCAGAGAUUCAAGGAUACGACUGAAGCUCUUGCUGCCGCCUCUGCGAUGGUGGAUGGCUCUCUCGAUGAUUCUCUCCGCAAAUUCUUAAAGAAAUCUAUUGUCAAGGCCUCCCUCAAGGAUAAGCUUGCCGUUGCCGAUCCCAAGCUUGCAGGUCUGAUUAAAGAAGAGUUGGACAUCAAAUGUGUCAACAACACAGGUAUUAACGAGCUCAUGCGAGGCAUUCGUAACCAGAUGAAUGCUCUCAUCGAUUCGGUGACUCCGAAGGACAUGCAUGCGAUGAUCCUGGGUCUUUCUCACAGCCUGGGUCGCUACAAGCUGAAGUUCAGCGCGGACAAGGUGGACACGAUGAUUGUGCAGGCGAUCAGUCUGCUGGACGAGCUGGACAAGGAGAUCAACAUCUACGCGAUGCGUGUGAAAGAGUGGUAUGGCUGGCACUUCCCGGAGAUGCAGAAGAUCGUGCUGGACAAUAUCCAAUACUGCAAAUCGAUCCUGAAGAUGGGAAUUCGUCGCAACGCGCACGACCUCGACUUCUCCGACAUCCUCGAGCCCCAAGUCGAAGAAGAGCUCAAGCGCACCGCGCUGAUCUCGACCGGUACGGACAUCAGCGAGAGCGAUCUCCGCAACAUCCAGGAGCUCGCCAACCAAGUCCUCGACCUCGCUGCCUACCGCGUUCAGCUCUACGAAUACCUUCAAAACCGCAUGCACGCGAUCGCGCCCAAUCUCUCCGUGGUGGUCGGCGAAUUGGUCGGCGCGCGGCUCAUCGCCCACGCCGGCUCUCUGCUCAAUCUCGCCAAGUUCCCUGCGUCCACCGUGCAGAUCUUGGGAGCCGAGAAGGCGCUGUUCCGCGCGUUGAAGACGCGCCAUGAGACCCCGAAGUACGGUCUGAUCUACCACGCGUCGCUGGUCGGCCAGGCGGCGGCGAAGCACAAGGGAAAGAUCAGCCGCGUGCUGGCCUCGAAAGCGGCGCUGGCGAUUCGUGUGGACGCGCUGAGCGAUAAGCCGGACGCCUCGCUGGGAGAGGACGCGCGGAUGAAGGUGGAGGAUCGGCUGCGACAGCUGGAGGGCGGCGCGAUGCGCAGCGCGGCGGGGUCGAACGCGGCGAGACAGCGCAAUACGCCGGCGGAGAGAGUGGAGACAAGAGCGCCGGUGAAUCGGGCGAUCGAUUUGAGCAAGAUGGAGGAGGAAGAGGAGAAGGAGAAGAAGAAGCCGAAGAUGGAGGUGGAGGAGAAGAAGAAGGUGGAGGAAAAGAAGAAGGAGGAGAAGAAGGAAAAGAAAGACAAGAAGGAGAAGAAGGAAAAGAAAGAGAAGAAAGAAAAGAAGGAAAAGAAGGAAGAGAAGAAGGAGGAGAAGGAGGAGAAGGAGGAUAAAGACAAGAAGGAAAAGCAUAAGGAAAAGAAGGAGAAGAAAGAUAAGAAGGAGAAGAAAGACAAGAAGGAAAAGCAUAAGGACAAGAAGGAGAAGAAGGAUAAAAAGAAGGAAGAAUAA
Messenger RNA from Blastocystis hominis, 1669 nucleotides. RefSeq lists its product as hypothetical. The record is from RefSeq and is a predicted model, not a curated record. The coding region runs from base 44 to 1669 and encodes 541 amino acids. Gene Ontology annotation, cellular component: box C/D methylation guide snoRNP complex; small-subunit processome. Gene Ontology annotation, molecular function: snoRNA binding. Lineage: Eukaryota; Bigyra; Opalinata; Blastocystidae. The transcript has 7 exons.